Messenger RNA from Capronia coronata CBS 617.96, 2190 nucleotides. RefSeq lists its product as uncharacterized. The record is from RefSeq and is a predicted model, not a curated record. Bases 1 to 2190 code for a protein of 729 amino acids. Lineage: Eukaryota; Fungi; Ascomycota; Eurotiomycetes; Chaetothyriales; Herpotrichiellaceae. The transcript is spliced from 2 exons.
AUGGAUCGAGGCAAAUCUCGCAACGAUGAGUCUGCGGACGACUUCAUCAUGAUCGACGAUGAUCAUAACCUUCCCUUCCGACCGCGAUCGGCCGCGCCUGAAGAGACCGUUGCCGUCGAACUGCAUCCUUUAGACAACAGUGACGCCUUCAUAGUAUCUGUGCAGACCCCCAAGAUACCAAAGGACGGUGGCAAACGCGCCUCGUGCGAUGUUGUGCUUGUGAUUGAUGUGUCUGGAAGCAUGAGGGGGGCGGCACCUGUGCCUGAGGCUGAAAAUGAAGACGAGAAAGAAGCGGCAGGUCUCAGCAUUCUCGAUCUGACCAAGCACGCGGCGAGGACGGUUUUGGAGACGUUAGGCAAGGAUGACAGACUCGCGAUAGUGACCUUCUCGGAUGAUGCCAAGAUUGUACAGAAGCUCGUACAAAUGACACCCCAAGGAAAACAAACCGCGUGGAAGCGGAUCGAUGGCCUCCAAACCGAGUCGUGCACCAACCUUUGGGCGGGAAUCCGCUGUGGAUUGGAGGUGUUUGAGCAGACGAAGAGUAUGGGAAAUAUUCAAGGGUUGUUCGUUCUCACGGACGGUAUGCCCAACCAUAUGUGUCCGCAACAAGGAUAUGUCGCCAAGUUGGAGCCCAUGCUGUCGAAGUUGGCUGAAGAGAAAGCGUGUACGCCCACAAUCCAUACCUUCGGCUUUGGCUACAGCCUCAAGCCAGGGUUGAUGCCAUCGAUUGCCGAGGUUGGGAACGGGGCAUACUCCUUCAUACCCGACGCAGGCAUGAUUGGCACCGUGUUUGUCCAUUCGGUUGCCAACCUGUACACGACGUUGGGCACAUCGGCCACUCUGAAACUGGAGGUUCCGAAGAGAUUGACCCUACAACCCACGCCGGGGAUUGCUUUUGAGCCGGGAAGAAAAGGCAUCAAGCUGAACCUGGGCAACCUACAAUAUGGUCAGUCUCGAGAUCUGGUUGUCGCUUGUUCUGGCAUUGCUGCAGACGCCGUCAUUCAUGCCAAUCUUGAUUACAAACUGCCAAAUGGCGACUCGCAGACCUACCAGAGCGUCGCAUACUUUUCCGAGAAGACGCAACUGCGGCCCGCGAUCGUCGACUACCACAUGAGUCGAGCACAGAUCUGUGGGUUUCUGUCUUCCCUCUUCCCGGUCAAGAAGAAUGGUGAACACGGAACGCUUCAAGACAAGAAGGAGGUGACGCAGGCACGAUCACGGUUAGACGCGGUCGUGUCUGCGAUUCAGUCUUUGCAGACCAAGCACGAUCCACUCGUCAAGGCUCUGCUUGAGGACCUGGUGGGAGACGACCCGGCGGGCCAAAUCUCCAAAGCGUUGAUGUGGUCGGAUCAGAAGAACUACUGGAUGAAAUGGGGGCGACAUUACCUGCCGAGUCUCCUGCAUGCGCACCAGCGUCAGAUAUGCAACACCUUCAAGGAUCCAGGUCCGUUGAUGUAUGGCAAAGACAGUCCUCUAUUCAUUCAAUGCCGAGCCGAGCUUGACGCCGCAUUCGAUAAUCUGCCACCGCCGAAACCCAGUCGCCCACUGAGAGUGGUUCCGGUAUACGACCGAAAUGGGACGAUGACCGGGACCAGAACUCGAGCUCACCGUCAGGUCAGCAUGGGCAGCUACAACUCCAAUACUGCACCUUGCUUCGAGGGUGACUCUCGAGUCACAACCGCAGAUGGAUCCGCCAUACCGAUCAAGCAUCUCACUGCAGGUAUAUCCGUCUGGACACCCAUGGGAGCACGUCGGGUGGUCGCGGUCGUCAAAACACGAGUUCGUUAUCAGGAUGGUGGACAGCUGUGUCGGGUUGGCAAGUUGUUGGUGACCCCGUGGCAUCCUCUCAAACACGAUGGUCGUUGGGUGUUCCCUCAAGAAAUUGCCGCAGACACCGAAGCUUUUCAAGGAGACGUCUACUCGAUUUUGUUGACUCCGUCACGACAUGCCGCUGCUCAUGCCAUUGAAGUUGGCGGCCAGAUCUGUGUGACUAUGGGACAUGGCAUCACUCGCCGCCUGCACGACGCUCGAUCACAUGCAUUCUUUGGCAACUAUCGACGGGUAAUGAUGAGUCUGUCUCGACUUCCCAAAGGCAAGUACGGACAUUUGAAGUGUGGUGGAUUGCAGAGAAAUGUGGUCACUGGUCUUGCGUGCGGAUUCAUGCCACCACAGGCGAGCAAGACUGGAUAG